ACCAAGAUAGAAACAGAGAAAGGCGAUGCGUACACGGAGAAAGAAGCAGAGAAAGAGAGGCGACGAAAUCAAAAAGUUUCAAGAAACGAUUUUUCAGACCCAAAACAUUGGCAGAACGGUAAACAGGAGUUUAUAAAGCUCGAGUUCGUUGUUUUGCCAAUACCCUUACGCGGACAAAUUUUCCAGGUGGAGCCACGUAAAAUCGAGUUUAUGAGACUCGAAUUCUGCCCACCAUUAAAUCACAUAUCCUCAGCACUUUCAAACGGCUCAUUACAAAAUCCUCAAAGUUCAAACACCUAAACACGAACCCUUUCAAACUCACUCUCAAGCCGUUCGUAGCCCACCGUUCGUAGCCCGCCGUUCGUAGCCUUUCGUUCGUAGCCCGCCGUUCGUACUCUCUCUUUUCAGUAUGGAGCCUCGGAUUGAUGAGGAGCCAGAGAUAGUGCACCUUGGUCCCCAAAAUCAGUCAUUGUUGACGCGACAACGAUAUCAUCGAUCAGAGGACAUUUGGAAUGGCGAGGAAGAGGCAGCAGGAUUGGGAAAGAUGAGGCAUAAGAGAUUGGUGAAUCUGAUUGGUUGCUGUGCUGAAGGAGAUGAACGACUUUUGGUAGCUGAGUACAUGCCCAAUGAUACGAGGUCCAAAAUAUUUUUCCAUUGUAUUACUCAAUAUCCUAAUUUUCAGCUUCUUUUGAGCUCAUAAUAGGACUUAAACAGAUAAAUAGUUGCAACUGAUAAAAUGGAUCUCUUUUACUAACACUUUCUCUGUACGAAAGAUCUGCUUUAUUCUCUCUCUUCCUCUCUCUUCCCAUAUAAAUGAACUUUAAUGGCCUGAGCUCAACCUGUGAGUAUAUUAUUAGAAGCUGCAAUAGUAAGUACAAUGAUUUGUGCUUUUGCCAUUAUGAUAUUGUAAAUAACUCUCCUUUCCUAUAUAGCUGCCAACUUUCCGAAUCUGAAAAUCAAAUCAAUAUUGUUGUGUUUGAAGCUUUAAUGUGGUGUCCUAUCUGCAUUUAGUUUUGUUCCUUUCUUUCUGCUAACACUCAAAAUUGCUCAGAAAUCAAAAUUGAUUUCUUUCAAAAUUGCUGGGAGUCACCUAACAAAUCAAAAUUGAUUACUCAACUUGCUGAGAAAUCAAAAUUGAUUACUAUGUAGUAAGUUAUGACCUUAUUGCUGAGAAAUCAAAAUUGAUUACUUAACUAAAUGUUCCACUCAACUGAUUCCACGAAGUUUCACUGAUUUUGAUUUUUUGAAAUUUUCAGAUUUCAUGAAGCCAGGACACGAUCAGUACGUUUAUUUGUAUUUGCAUCUAAAUUCUUUUGAUAUAAAGUUAAAAGGUUGUAGUGGCUUGACAGAUGUCGUGUGAAAGGCUCUCUAUUAGAAGUCAAUGAUAGGUUAAUCAAGCAGCCGGGAUUGCUUAAUUCAUCGGUGAUAAUAAUUAACCUUUUAUGCUAACUCAAAGUUCCUAUAGUAUAAUUAGUUGUAUAAUAUAUCUGUCUUGAAUUAUUGCUGCACUUCAAGUCCUUCUCUGGUUUAUAAUCAUUUUUCAUAUUACAUGUUUACAUUAGCUUUUUCACUGGGCAAUUUUCAAAUUUUUAGAAAUUGCAGCAUUGUGCUCUUGACUGUCAUAUUCUAGAGUACAAAUUAGUACUAGUUUGCGUCUAGGAGAUGGCUUUCUAUAGGGUACUUGGGGAAAAUAUACAAUCUCUUCAUGCUGCGUUUGUGCAUGCUUGGUGUUGUGUUUGUAGGUUACAUAUGAUUUUUUUUUUGUUUUUGUUAUAAAGGAGACUUAUAAGACAAGUUUUUGAGAUGUCUUAGUGUAUAGAAAAUCAGUUGAUUGACACCCAAGGAAAUAAGAAUUAAUAUACGAAUGGGAUGAGAAGUGUGGUGGUGGCCAUGUAGAAUUAGGACCCGUUUUGUUGGUUGGCUUGUGCCAAGACAGUACCUUGCACUUCUCAUUUGUUUGAAUGUUGCAUGGAUUUCCUCAGAUGUCUCUCCUUGCUAUAAAAUUCUAUAGGCAAUUUGUUGUUGUUUUACUCCUAGGGUAUCAACUAGUGCUGUAUCUUUAUACAUGGUGAAAUAUAAUGAUUACUGUUUGGAAUGUAUAUAAGCAUGGUUGCAAUUACAUCUCAAUCUCAACCAAGCACUUUGUGAUUUCAGUCGCCCAAGAGUCUUGUGUAGCUCAAUUGGCACAUCCUAGUGUUUCUAACGGAGUUAAAAAGAAAGAGCUCGCUUGAUCAAGAAACUUGCAAAGAUUAAGGAAGAACAGGGGCUUAUAGCUGAAGCUGCAGAUUUGAUGCAAGAAAUUGCUGUGGAAACCUUUGGUGCAAUGGCAAAAACUGAAAAAAUUGCAUUUAUUCUAGAACAAGUACGUUUGUGCUUAGACCGCCAGGAUUAUGUUCGUGCCCAAAUCCUGUCAAGGAAGAUCAGUCCAAGAGUUUUUGAUACUGAUACUUCAAAAGAAAAGAAAAAGCCUAAAGAAGGUGACAAUCUUGUUGAAGAGGCUCCUGCUGAUAUACCAUCUCUAUUGGAGUUGAAGCGGAUUUACUAUGAACUAAUGAUAAGGUAUUAUACCCAUAACAAUGAUUACCUUGAAAUUUGUCGUUGCUAUAAGGCAAUUUAUGACAUUCCAUCUGUCAAAGAGAACCCAGCACUGUGGACUCCGGUCCUGAGGAAAAUCUGUUGGUUUUUGGUUCUGGCACCUCAUGAUCCAAUGCAAUCAAGCCUUCUUAACUCAACCUUGGAUUAUAAGAUUCUUUCUGAGCUUCCAAAUUUUAGGUUGAUGUUGAAGGUGGCCGUCAUACUGCUUUCUUCUCAAAUUAUAUGCCUCAAUUUUACAUGAGGACUGCAGAUAUAACUGGGAAGGUGGAACUACCUGAAAGCGUAAAGAUGGUGAUGCCUGGUGAUAAUGUGACUGCAACUUUUGAGCUAAUGGCACCUGUUCCUCUUGAAGCAGGU
Molecule: messenger RNA, 2952 nt
Organism: Quercus robur (English oak)
Lineage: Eukaryota; Viridiplantae; Streptophyta; Magnoliopsida; Fagales; Fagaceae
Product: 26S proteasome non-ATPase regulatory subunit 12 homolog A-like
Exons: 8
Coding region: 2291-2836 (181 amino acids)
Cellular component (GO): nuclear proteasome complex; cytoplasm; proteasome regulatory particle, lid subcomplex
Source: RefSeq, a predicted model, not a curated record